Messenger RNA from Plasmodium gonderi, 1353 nucleotides. Its product is annotated as DNA primase small subunit. Lineage: Eukaryota; Apicomplexa; Aconoidasida; Haemosporida; Plasmodiidae. The coding region runs from base 1 to 1353 and encodes 450 amino acids. Gene Ontology annotation, cellular component: alpha DNA polymerase:primase complex. The record is from RefSeq and is a predicted model, not a curated record. The transcript is spliced from 16 exons. Gene Ontology annotation, biological process: DNA replication, synthesis of primer.
AUGGAAAUUGUUGACGAAAUUAAGGAUUCCAUUGUUAACGAAACGGAUUUGAUUUUCUACUACAGAAGCCUGUGCCCAAUUAACGAUCUAUGCAAUUGGCUCAACUACAAGAAUGACAAUAAAGGAAAAAAUACCAUACUAAACGAUCCGCAUUUCUUUGCUAAAAGAGAAUUCUCCUUUACUUGUAAAAAAAAUGACCAAGGAAAAGAAGAAAUCUAUAUGAGAUGGCUGUCUUUUAACAACCCCGAAGAAUUCAAAGACAAGCUCCUUUCCAACUUUGUACCAAUCAAAUUUGAUAUAGGGGCAGUGUACAAUUACCCAGUUUCUCAAAAAGAUCAAAAGGGUGAUAUAUUUCAUCCCGUUCAAAAGGAGCUAAUAUUCGAUAUUGAUAUGAACGAUUAUGAUGACAUCAGAACGUGCUGCAAUGACAAGAAGGUUUGCAAAUUAUGCUGGAAAUUCUUAACCAUAGCAAUUGUACUUCUUGAUACAGCACUUAGAGAGGAUUUUGCUCUUCAGAAUAUUUUGUGGGUUUACUCUGGAAGAAGAGGAAUACACUGUUGGGUUUGUGAUGAAUCAUGUCGUCACUACACAACUGAUGCCAGAGCUGCAUUAGCAGACUACUUAAACAUAUUAUCUGGUUCGGAUACCCAAAAAAAGAAGGUCUCCAUAUGGGGAAAGGAGAAAUAUCCUAUGAUUGAGAGGGCCUUUGAAAUAUGCUACAAGUACUUCGAGAUCCUGAUGGAGGAACAGGACUUUUUCAAAAAGGGUUCCCCACAUGUAAAUAAGAUAAUUGAUUACUUACCCUACGCAUCGACGAAAAAUGUGGAUCCUGUAAAGAGUGCGAAAGUUAAUGAAUUCAGAGAAUUUAUUAACAAUAAUAAUUUCAAUUCGAAGGAGCUUUUCGAACAGCUGAGUUCAAUCUACGGCUUCUUAACCCCGAGUAACUAUUUUAAAAAAAAGGAUUAUAAUUCGAAUAUAAUUAUCCCAUCAUAUAUCAAAGAAUUAGUUUUUCAUUUCACGUACCCAAGACUUGAUAUUAAUGUUAGUAAAGAAAUUAAUCACUUGCUGAAAAGUCCAUUUUGCAUCCAUAAUGGCACAGGAAGAGUUUGCGUUCCACUGAACAUAAAAAAUAUAGAUAAUUUCAAUCCCCAGCUGGUCCCCACACUAAAAUUACUGAGGGAACAAUUUGAUGACCCCAAAAAUGCACACGUGGACCCAGAAUAUAGAACAUCCUUAAAAUCUUAUGUAGAUUACUUUCGCCAUAGUUUUUUGGAGAAUAUUUUGUUAUCAUGUGCGAACAAACGAAAAAGAAUAAGUGAAGGCCCAAAAUACAUUGAUUACAGACACAUAUGA